AUGGGUGGAACGGGUGCGGCGCCGAAAAUCACCGGAAAUCGCAUUCCGAUUGUGCCCGAUGGAGGAUGGGGAUGGAUGGUCGUCCUCGGCUCUUUCCUUAUCCACGUGAUCGCUGACGGUUUCGUCUACUCGUUUGGUAUUUUGGUGGACGUUUUGCAAAAGGAAUUCAAAACGGACAACGCGGCGGCGGCGCUGAUCAUUGCGUUGCUCACCGGACUCACGCUGGGUUCAGGCCCAAUCGCGUCGGCGAUCACGAACAAGUUCGGCUGUCGGAUAGCGUCGAUCAUCGGCUCGUGUAUCGCUUCGGUUGGUUGCUUGGCCUCUUACUUCGCGACAUCGAUGGGUUUCAUUACGUUCACCGUCGGAAUCGUGAUGGGAAUCGGCUUUGGAUUAAUGUAUUGUCCGGCGAUUGUCAUUGUGACGAUGUACUUUGAGAAACGUCGCGCUUUGGCUACAGGAAUCACAGUGUGUGGAGCGGGUGUUGGAUCGGCUUUGUUCGGGCCGAUUAAUGAGAGAGUGAUCAAAUAUUUUGGAUGGAGAGCUGUUUUCUUGUCGUUUACUGGAGUGAUCCUUUUCUGUACUCUUUGUGGUGCCACUUUCCGUCCUCUUCAAUUCAUCAGCGCUGAUGAGAAAGACGAAGAAGAUGAGGAAGGAGAAGAGAAAAAAGGAGAUGAGACAGAGCACACAAAGGAAGAUGCGGCUCUUUUGACUCCAAACGAUCCAAGGAUCAGAACGCACUCGUCGAGCUCGUCGCAGAUUGAUCGAACUGGAACCAACUCGGCGAAAGGCUCAAAACUCUCAUUGCGAGCCGCCAAUUCGAUGGGUCAAGUGAACGGUGAUGGAUUGAGAGGGAGAAGCCGCUCGGGUACGGUCACUUCGUCCACCGGGUAUCUUCAGAAGAAAGACGUUUUCUAUAUGGGAUCGAUUCACAAUGUUUCUGAGUUCAAAGAGAAUCCCGAUAAAGUUCGAUCAAUCACCUCAAUUCAUCAGGCGGUCACGGAAGAGAUGGCGUCAAGAGAUGAGAAUAUUUUAGAAGUGAUCUCCCGUAUGUUGAACCUUUCCCUUCUCACCGAGGUGCCCUUCCUUCUCUUUGCCAUUUCCAAUUUGAUGACAUCGGUCGGCUUCAAUUCUCCUUUGUACUUCUUGCCGAUUCAUGGAGAGAAAGGCUUGGGACUCACAUCGACGGAUGCUGCGUUGGCCAUCACGACUUUUGGAAUCACAAACACAGCUGGUCGUUUGGUGUUUGGAUUGAUCGGUGAUCGAGAGCUGCCAUUGCCGUACGGAUGGGGGAAAGAUCCAGCCCGGAAUCGCCUCUGGAUCUAUAACCUCUCAUUGACGUUCUGCGGAAUUCUCACCGCUUGCUCGUACUUCUUCAACGGUUUCAUUCAACUUUGCGUCUACGCGGGUCUUUUCGGGUUUAGCAUCUCCUCAUACGUUUGCUUGACAUCGGUGAUCCUUGUCGAUUUGUUGGGCUUGGAAAAGUUGACGAAUGCUUUCGGAUUGCUGCUUCUGUUCCAGGGAAUCGGCACCGUUUUCGGCCCACCAAUCUCCGGGUAUCUUGCUGAUUUGACAGGCUCCUAUCACCCAGCUUUCGUCUUUUGUGGAAUCAAUUUGGCUGUCUCUGGCUUAAUGCUUUUCACCAUUCCUUUUCUCAACAAACGAAAAGAGAAUCAACAACAGAAAGAACAAGGAGUGAAGCCAUUAGUCGAUCACGGGAAACUCACCAAUUUGGAUUUG
Mesorhabditis belari is the source of this 1737-nucleotide messenger RNA. The record is from the annotation of a GenBank genome assembly. NCBI's taxonomy places the organism in Eukaryota, Metazoa, Nematoda, Chromadorea, Rhabditida, Rhabditidae.